Molecule: messenger RNA, 1471 nt
Organism: Daktulosphaira vitifoliae (grape phylloxera)
Lineage: Eukaryota; Metazoa; Arthropoda; Insecta; Hemiptera; Phylloxeridae
Exons: 3
Coding region: 768-1469 (233 amino acids)
Source: RefSeq, a predicted model, not a curated record
UAAGAAGUUUGUAUACUUACGAAAAAAAUUCAAGUUGGUAAUACAUAAAUUGCGCACUAACAUGUAUUAUAAAAAUAAAUUUGUAAAGUGUGGGUUGGUAAUUGAAAUUAUAAACGUAAGUUAUCAAAAUUAAGAGAACUUAAGGCAAUAUAAUUGAUAAAGAACUUUUGGUAUUGCUUAGCAAUGUUCAAGAAAAAUAUUCGCCUCUUACAACGAUACAGGAAAAGGCUAAAUAGGUCGCUGGAGUUUAUGGAUUGAAUGACUGCAAAACUUCAAAUGAGUGGCUCGAUAAAAUUAAAAGGGAUAACAUUCUAUAAAAAUAAAUUUGUGAAGAAUCAUCAGCAGUUGAUAAUUAGAAUACUAAAUUACCAAACGUAAUUGAAAAUUUUGUGGAACAAGACAUCUUGAACGCCAGUGAGACUAGGCUUUACUUUCGAAUUCUAUCCAACAAAAAAUGUAUGAACACGCUGUUUUAAACUAUAAGCUAAUUUAAAUAUAUAUAAAUUAAGAGGGGAAGGAGAAAUAUGAAUUUUAAUUUUGGGAGUAAAUUUAAGAAUAGACAUAUAGCUGUAUCUAUUCAUACUACAUACCCUACAUACAGACACUUAUUAUUUACUUAAGAUACUCUUUUUAAAUUUAAAAAUAAUAAUAAAUUAUGUUGGUGAUUGCUUAUAUGUUAAAUAUACACCAAUUUAAUCGAAAAAUGUUCAUAAGGUAUUCAAAAUAAUAAUAACAUAUUAUUAUUAAUAUAAACUCUUAGAGUAAAAAUGAAGAACUGGCAAUUGAUAACUUUUUUGUUGAUAAUUUCCUGUUUAAUAUUUAACAAAGCAAAUGAAAAUAGAAAUUCAGAUGACGAAAAAAUAUGCCAAUAUGAAAAUAAAAAUACAGUAUUAACAGAUUCAAAUUGCAACUUAGAACCAUUAUAUUUAGCUCACGAAAAUGGAUGUCAGAAGGAUAAACAUACGAUUACAGAAGCUACAGAUAAAAGGCAUUUAAAAUAUUUAAAAUAUGUAAAGGCAAAUGGAUGUGAUUGGGAUGUAGAUACAACAAGAAUUGCUGCUGCAAAUGGACAUUUAGAAUGCUUAAAAUAUGCUCAUGAAAAUGGAUGUCCUUGGAGUGAAGGCACAAUUUUAGCUACUGCUAUAAAUGAUAAAUUAGAUUGUUUAUUAUAUGCGCAUAAAAAUGAAUGUAAAUGGGAUAAAGGAACGACAAUUGAAGCAGCUAACAAAGGUAAUAUUGAUAUUUUAAAAUAUGCUCACGAAAACGGGUGUGAAUGGGAUGAUGGUACAACAAGAUCUGCUGCAGCAAGAGGUUUUUUUGAUAUUUUAAAAUAUGCCCACGAAUGUGGUUAUAAUUGGGACGAGUCUACAACUAGAGCUGCUGCAGCAAGUGGCAGUUUAGACUGCCUAAAGUAUGCUCAUGAAAAUGAAUGUCCAUGGGAUAAAACAACAACAGAAGCAGCUGCUUAAAA